ACCCUCUGACUCCCCCGCUUGACCUCUGACCUCGGGAGGUAUUUCCCGCUGAGUUGUUUGGCAUGUCUGAUGUAAAGAUACAGCGUCUACACAAAGAGAACUCCCUCAGAGAACCAACAUGAAGACGUUUUAUCUGUACGCUGUCCUGACCCUGGCACUCGUCCUUGGGGCCCAGUCCUCCGCUCAGUGGAGGGUGACGGACUUCCCUCACCCCGUGUAUCAGUCCAAACAGUGCGGUAUGAAGGAGUCCUCCUGGAUAUGUGACCCCAACGGCAUUAUCUCCUCAGCCGACGCUGAAGCUUUACAAGAAAUGGUUCGGGAUACAUACGAGUCCACUCAGUGUCCGUGUUCUGAGUGCGCAACCAAUAACCAGGGGUAUCCCAUAAUGGUGGCCAUAAUGCCCCGGAUGUACAGAAUUGUAAACCGGUCCUCUAACGUCCAGGACGUGCUGUAUGAUGCUCGUGUGUACGCCUACUACCUCAGUAUGUUCUGGAAUGUCACCACAUGUGACACAAAUACACUGGUCCUGUACUCCAGAGAUGACGACAUCACGUACAUUAUGACAUGGAGAAAUGCACGUGCACUUCUGGAUGACACCAAAGUGCAACAAAUUACCCUCAAGAACCGGUUUUAUUUUGAUGAUGCUACCAAUCAGGCGGAAAUUGGAAAAGGACUUAAGAAUGUUGUAUUGGAUAUAAGUGAGGUGUUCAAGGCAAAGGCUCCACGUCGAGGUAGCACCAGAAAGUGAUGGAGAAAUUGAAUGUUCUGACAAUUUAAUUCAUUUUUUUAAAACGUGCAACUUUUUUCAUGGGAACUGUUGAAUUAAUACCGGUCUUUAACUAACUGCAAACUUUUCUUACAAAUGAUUUUUCAACAUUCAAUCAUAAAAAAAAAACUUGUGUGAAAGUUUGGGUAACUAUCAAAAGAUUGUUUUAUGUAACAGUUUUUGUAUUACAUU
Messenger RNA from Saccostrea cuccullata (small rock oyster), 958 nucleotides. RefSeq lists its product as uncharacterized. Lineage: Eukaryota; Metazoa; Mollusca; Bivalvia; Ostreida; Ostreidae. Gene Ontology annotation, cellular component: acetylcholine-gated channel complex; membrane. The record is from RefSeq and is a predicted model, not a curated record. The transcript is spliced from 6 exons. The coding region runs from base 119 to 748 and encodes 209 amino acids.